Leishmania major strain Friedlin is the source of this 1659-nucleotide messenger RNA. RefSeq lists its product as hypothetical. The record is from RefSeq and is a predicted model, not a curated record. Gene Ontology annotation, cellular component: cytoplasm; nucleus. Gene Ontology annotation, molecular function: ATP hydrolysis activity; nicotinamide-nucleotide adenylyltransferase activity. The transcript has a single exon. The coding region runs from base 1 to 1659 and encodes 552 amino acids. NCBI's taxonomy places the organism in Eukaryota, Euglenozoa, Kinetoplastea, Trypanosomatida, Trypanosomatidae.
AUGUCGAUUGAGCUGCUCGUGGAGGCGAUCCAUACCUCGCCCAUCCGGCUCUCUCUGUGCAUCUGUGGUGCAGGCGCCGGCGUGAUUCGCCGCCUCACGCGCGUGCCCGAGUGCAGUCGCACCCUGCUCGAGGCCAACGUUCUCUACCAUCGCGGUUCGACGCAGAGAGCAUUAGAUGGUCUGCCGCUUCAUAUCGUCAGUGCUGAUGCGGCUCGGCAGCUGGCGCAGCACGCCUUUCACACGUCUCGCGCGAUCGUCUUUGCCGAGGCGCGCGAGCAGCAGCGGCAGCAGCAGCCUCCAGAACCCGCGUCGACGCUACCCAAGCAGACAGCGACUCUUCUCUUCGGCAUUGGUGCCACGUCUGCUGUCAAGACGAGCCGCUCACGGCGCAGCAGGGACGAGGUGCAUGUGUGUGUCUGGGGCGGAUCGGUCGGUCUACCGGAGGGCUCCUCCCACCAAAGCGGCGGCAGCCCUGCCAUGCUUGGCGCGGUCCGCUACUACCACAUGGACAUGCCGGACUGGUUGAGCAGGGCGGAGCAGGACGAGCAAGUGGAGCUGGUGGUGCUCCACGCCAUUGCGCGCACAGUGGAGUCCUGCAUCCCCGCCGACGCGGAGGUGGUGAGCAGGGACACCAACGCACCUGGUCAGCGCGCCUACCCACGUUCUGUGUUUCAAGCUCUGCUGCCCAGCGCUGCAGAGAGCGCCUCCGCUCGCGGUGAUAAGGUGCGCAUAUCGAGCUCGCCGCCUAGCCUCUCCGUCGUCACGGACGCCGCGCGACUGUGGUCGGUGCCGUCCGAGUCGGCUCCGGAGCCGGUGUGCCUGGAUCCAUCCGGCGAGGUGCGAUGGGCACUGCAGAACGUCCUGGGCGCCGGCGCUUCUGCCGCCGCGUCCGACGGCAGCGUGCGAGACGUGUGCGCUUUGUGGAACCGACAUGGCGAAUUGCACUGUAGCGGUAUUUCUCCGUACUCGGCGGCGCUUCGAAACGCCGCGGCGGCGGUGAUGGAGCAUCAGCAAGAGGGCGGGUACGACCGAAGCGCUGCCCCAGCUGCGUCGAGCAACGUGAUCCGCCUUCUCUACCCUGGGUCUUUCAACCCGCUUCACUACGGACACACGGAGCUGGUGCAGGCGGCCACGCGUGUGCUGCGCCAGCGACAGCAGCAGGACGUGGAGCAGACCUCUCUACCGACGUCGGUAGAGGUGACGUAUGAAAUUGCUGCGAAGGUGGUGGAUAAGGGCGCCAUCGAGAUGGAUGACCUGGCGCGCCGUGUGCACCAGUUCUUGCGCCGCGGUGAGCGGGUUGCCGUGACUGCGGCGCCUCUCUUUGUGGACAAGGCAAGGCUGUUCCCAGGUCACGGCUUCCUUAUCGGCAUCGACACCGCCGUGCGCGUGCUGGACCCGAAGCACUACAGCACGAACGAGGACCCAGCGGAUGCCGAAGCCGCAAUGGUGGCGGCGCUAACCCACGACAUUGCAGGCAGGGGGUGCUAUUUUGUGGUAGGUGGGCGCAAGAUGAGCGAUCCUGCAGGCUGGCGGGAGCUGUCGUCGCUGCGCAUCCCGGAGAGCGUUCAACACUUGUUCGUCGGCAUCCCAGCCACAGAGUUUCGCGUAGAUGUCAGCUCAACGGAGCUGCGUGCCCAGCGCAAGGGUUGUAGUGCGUAA